AUGAACUUCCUCUGGGCUGGCGUCCUCAUUGUGGCCACCAUCAUCAUCUCCAGCGUGGACGUGUCUGGCACGGGUCGACUCUUCCUGGCCAAUCCACUUCUUCUCAUCGCGUUGAUGGUGGUCCUGGUUCUGGACAUGCUCACCUUCUGCCUGGCUGUCUCGUGCGUCAUUAAAAAAAGUAAGUUCUUUCGUUGGACGUAUAACGCGCCUAGAUAAGUGAUUGCUUUCGAAUGUACGAAAUGGCCGAGUAAGUUCUUUUGUUUAAUGAGACGCGUUUAAUUAAGUGAUAGCUUUUGAAUAUAAAAAAAAAAUGGCCAGGAAAGUUCUUUUGUGAAUGUAUAAGACACCGGGUUAAGUGAUCGCUUUUGAAUAUAGAAAAAGGCUGAUGGCUAGACAAAGUGAAAAGUCAUUAUUUUUUGUAGUUUCUUUUUAAAAAUGUUUGAUCGCAAAUUCUGCUAUUAUUAGUUAUUUAAAUUACAAAAUCUUUAAAAAAAAAAAGGUCACUUUAAAAUUCUUCAUGAAUGAUCAACUAGUGACUUGAAGAGCGGACCGUCUAUUCAUGGAGACUGUUUUGAUUUGGAACAUGCACAUUGUUUGAAAUGCGUCAUAGCCAUGGGGGGCAACUAGUGCAUCAGAGAGCAUCAAAGUAAAUCAUCUAACAAGCUCCCCGAAUCAAUGUCCAGCUGACAUCUCCAUUCCGGGGAUGGGGGCGGUCUGCUUAGUUGCUUGCAGGGGUAUCCAUUUUUUUAAAAAGUAAUAAGAGAACCAACUUAUCUGUAAGAGAAAUCUAUGGAUUGAACAGCCUUCGAUCUAGAUUGAGCGGUAAAAAAAAAUGUUCAUAUUCUCUGUGGGGUUAAAUUAAAUUAUUUUAGAUUACAGCAUUAAUCCGAUCUCGACUGUCUCCAAAGUACAGCAUUAAUCAGAUCUCGACUGUCUGCCAAGUCAGUAGACAUUGCAUUACACCCGGGCAUACAUUCAAAAUCCACCUAUUUUUUUAAAAUCAGGUUUAUCUUAAAUUGGAUACCCGCUGGUGUUUCAAAUUAUAAAUGUACGUAUUUAUAACGUUUGCCCCCCCCCCUCACCUUCCAUUUCGCUCCCCUCCCCCCACAGCGCGUCACGCCGUGCCUUUCCUUUUCAUCAUUAACACCCUGUUCAAGUACAAUGCUGACAGCGCCUUGGCCAAGAGUAAAACAACGGUCGUCCAGUAUCUGAUGGGCUCCUUUAUGUACGGCUUUGGCUACGUGGCCGUGGCUACAAAGAUCCAAGACAAUGAAAAGAGAGGCAAGUGCAGCGAUGCUGGUUGUUAAUUUUUUUUUUACUAUGCGGUUUUAUUGUCGCACUUAAUGGGAAAUGUCAACCUGAAGUUGUUGGGUUUUUUUUUUUGGUGUGUUUUUUAACGAGAAGCGAGACUUCAAAAUUAUUUUUGUAGAGCAGAAUUUUCCUUUGGGGUUUUGUGAGCAUUUCUCAAGGACUCCACGGCCGCUCCAGGAAACUCCUAAAUAUAUCAAACUCUUGGACAUAGGGUUGUCCAAAAGGGGUCCUAACGGUGUCCGAAAGAGGUCCCCUGAAGAAAUAGCUCAGUACGUUUAAAUAUAUGUGUAAUUAACUUGUCUAUAUAUGUGUGUAAUUUGCAAGUUUAAAUACAUGUGUAGCUGAUUUUUCUAAAUACACUUGUAGCUGACAUGUCUAAAUACACGUGUAGCUGACAUGUCUAAAUACAUGUGUAGCUGACAUGUCUAAAUACAUGUGUAGUUGACAUGUCUAAAUACAUGUGUAGUUGACAUGCCUAAAUACAUGUGUAGCUGACAUGUUUAAAUACCUGUGCAUGAGUCGACAUGUCUAAUACCAUACCUCUUUAUCACUCUAAUGUAAAAAAAACAAAAAAAAAACCAACUAAACAACAAUUAUUUUUUAUAGAUGUUUAGAUGAUUACCACCCCCCCCUAUUCCCCCCCCCCCCCCCCUUUUUCAUUAUUUUCUUUUAGAUCUGGUCUCAAAUUUCGGCAACAUAGGGGACAAGACUUCAACUCAGGUCUCCAUUGCGGACGGCUUGCUUUUCAUGUUGAUUAAUACUGCGUUCAACCUGUUACUUACCUGGUAUCUUGAUGAGGUCUACAAAGGUGACUUUGGAGUCGCGAGACCUUUUUACUUUCCCCUCACAGUACGUGGACACGCAUUUCUCACCACUCAUCAUUUUUAACUCAUUACAUGUGAGAAUCGUUUUUGGCAGUAUCACCAAUUGAGUAAGGCACUUUUACUUACGUCACACAGGUAGUCAAAGUUGGGCUAGGGCGGCGCGAUCUCAUACAAGCAGAAGUAAAUGAAUGAAAUAAAAGUAGAUAUGAACGAAAUAGUGCCCACAGAUUUCAUCUUAUAAAGACGUGUAGGCCAUUUUGAAAUGUUCUCCACCCCCCACCCCCACCCCCGCCCUAAAUAUCCCAAACCUCUAUCCCUUUCCUAAACAUGAAUUUCGGAACAUUACCCCUUUGGAAACACACGUUAUAUUUGCAAGGCAUUUGGAGAUGACACAGCCAUACGCCAAGGUAAUGGAUGCAGACAUGCGAAAUUCAUUGUAUACUCUUUUUUUUUUUCAAUACACGAUAUUAGGAAAGUGAUUGCAACCGAAGAGAUCCAACCCAACUGAACUGGUCAUCGUAAAUAGGAAACUAAUUCUGACUUAAGGUUUUGAGGACUGUUUUAUCUAAGAUUGUGGAAUUAUAAAGCCACAUCGGCUUCCCCCCCAACAUCUGACAUAACAUGUCGAGACGGCGCACCAAGCUUAUGGGGUUGGCGUAACGAGGGAUACAAAUAUAGCACUCUUGUCUGAUUUCCGGUCCAGUAAAUAUUUUUAACAGAAAACGUCAUCGGAAAAUUUUACGUUAUCAGAAAACUUGGAGAAGACAAAUCACCCAAAAACUUCAUCAGAAAACUUCAUCAGAAAACUUCAUCAGAAAACUUCAUCAGAAAACUUCAUCAGAAAACUUCAUCAGAAAACUUCAUCAGAAAACUUCAUCAGAAAACUUCAUCAGAAAACUUCAUCAGAAAACUUCAUCAGAAAACUUCAUCAGAAAACUUCAUCAGAAAACUUCAUCAGAAAACUUCAUCAGAAAACUUCAUCAGAAAACUUCAUCAGAAAACUUAAAUUUUGGAAAAGUUCAAAAGAAAAUUUCUUCAAUUGCAUAAAACUUCGUCAGAAAAAGUUAUCAGAAAACAUUAACACAAAACUUCAACAGAAAAUCUAGGCGUCUGAAACUUACUGAAGUUACGCGAAUUAAACCAAGAAGCCAAGCAUGCCUGUCUGCAGGCCCAAACAAUGACAUCUGAAAUGGAAAAGAAUAGCCCAACAUUUGUAACGAAACGCUAGAGAUUAGCCCUGGGACUACAGUGGGAUGUAAAACUAUUUAUUCAAUCCAGAUACGUCAAAUUGUCACCGUAGCGUCCUUAGACCCAAAUAACAUAAUAAUCUGGAGACGAGUGUCUUUGAGAGACGAAUAAAAGUAAGGAAUGCAAGAACUGGCAUGCUAUCAUGCUAUCAAGCUAUUAUCCUAAAAUUCACCAUCAAGAUUUGCUGAAACGAUAUUUUGCAAUAGAUCCAGGCAGCAAAGGGAAAGUGUGCAGGACAUUUUAUGAUAUCACGCCGAUGAUUCUCUCUAAGGCCAGGAUAUAAUAUUAAUGGCAAAAAAACAAAAAAACAAAACAACAACAACAAUGCUACACCACAUUACGAUCGAAGGCUGCCUUUAUAUAAACAUCUGCUGUUCAAGCAACUCUGAAAAAAAUGUAGCUGUUUACUAGCUAUGGCUGCAGGACCUAUUUGCAAAAUGGACUGCACGUGGUCAACUCUUCAAGCAGACAUGUACAACUCGGCCAAAUUUUUAAACCGGGGAAAUGGGAACCGAGCUAAUAGUGACCGGUAAAAGGAACCGUUGAAAGUAUAGAGACCUGGUACCUGGGGGUAAAAAAAGAGAGCUAGAGAUGCCAGGUGAGGCUAUCGAGAAGGAAAUAGGACGACUCACUUCUGAGAACGACAAACCUCAAGUACAUGACAGGUUGGUUUAUCGGCGAAACAAACGGAUCAACUGCAACGGUGGGUCGGGGCACUAUCCUGUGCGAUUCACAAAAAAUAAAGUAUUCAACAAAGCCGCAAUGGACGAUGAUUCCAAGCAGACAAUCUUGUGAGAAUUAAAAGCAGACCGUACUCUCCAAACAUUCCCCCAAUUUUUUUUUUCAAAAAUGUUCUGGACAUCGAGCACUCCACUGGUGAGACACAAGAACAGCUUCAGCUUUGACUCGAGUUUCUAGGCCUCUGUGCUGAAAAGAGAUACACUUCUAGUGAUAUGGGAGAACGCCAACACCGUAUAUCAAAUGAAAGAGAACGUUACGACUGAAGCUGGUUGUGUGGAGUAUAUUUUAGACCUCCGACAUGACAUAAAGACUGCUUUCACGGGUUAAUUAAAGGAAGUCGAUCAUUUAAUUUACAACAGAAGGGGAACAAAUUUACACAUCAUUAAUUAGUGGACUGUUCUUUUGUUUUUAUCAAUAACGUAAAAAGAGCUUAGAGGAUUUGUUGCCAGAUCUUUAAAACCUAAGCUUUUAAAAAAACAAAAAACCUCUUUAUGUGUAAAUGAACUCUUCUUUACUGAAAUCAUGAUAAAAAUUAUAUUUUUAGUGAUUGUAUUUCAAGAUAUUGUAAACAAACUAUAUUUAGAAUAUAAAUAAAAAUCCUAAAUCUAGUCAAUGUAAAAAAUGCUAUAUCUAGUCACAACACAACAAUUACAUAUCUAGUCACAACACAACAAUUCUAUAGCUAGUCAUAACAGUAAAUUCUAUAUCUAGUCACAACACAACAAAUCUAUAUCUAGCCACAACACAACAAUUCUAUAUCUAGUCACAACACAACAAUUCUAUAGCUAUUCAUAACAGUAAAUUCUAAAUCUAGUCACAACACAACAAUUCUAUAUCUAGUCACAACACAAAAAUUCUAUAUUUAGUCACAACACAACGAUUCUAUAGCUAUUCAUAACAGUAAAUUCUAAAUCUAGUCACAACACAACAAUUCUAUAUCUAGUCACAAGACAAUAAUUCUAUAUUUAGUCACAACACAACAAUUCUAUAUCUAGUCACAACACAGCGAUUCUAUAUCUAGUCACAACACAACAAUUCUAUAUCUAGUCACAACACACCAAUUCUAUAUCUAGUCACAACACAACAAUUCUUAAUCUAGUCACAACACAACGAUUCUAUAUCUAGUCACAACACAACAAUUCUAUAUCUAGUCACAACACAACAAUUCUAUUUCUAGUCACAACACAACAAUUCUAUAUCUAGUCACAACACAACGAUUCUAUGUCUAGUCACAACACAACGAUUAUGUAUCUAGUCACAACAAUUCUAUAUCUAGUCACAACACAACGGUUAUAUAUCUAGUCACAACACAACAGUUUUAUAUCUAGUCACAACACAACAAUUCUAUAUCUAGUCACAACACAAUGGUUCUAUAUAUAGUCACAACACAACAAUUCUAUAUCAAGUCAUAACACUACGUUUCUAUAUUAUCUAGUCACAACACAACGACUCUAUAUCUAGUCACAACACAACAAUUCUAUAUCUAGUCACAAGACAACAAUUCUAUAUCUAGUCACAACACAACAAUUCUAUAUCUAAUCACAACACAACGAUUCUAUAUCAAAUCAGAACACAACAAUUCUUAAUCUAGUAACAACACAACGCUUCUAUGUCUAGUCACAACACAACGUUUCUAUAUCCAGUCACAACGAUUCUAUAUCUAGCCACAACACAACAAUUCUAUAUCUAGACAGCGUACUGGUUUCCUAACAGACGAUCGGGCAAGGAUCUGCCUAAACUCCCACCUCAAGAUCCCAAAUAUUUUGAAAGUGCGGCCAAGGGUCUGACCGCAGGUAUUCAGGUCCGAGAUCUGGUCAAGGUAAGAGCCCUCAAUUUUAUUAGUUUGUUAUAAAGCAGGCCUUCACAUCUCAAAAUGUAAGGCGGGCCCUAAUACUUAAUGAUAAACUUGUGCGGGCCGAAAUAUAAUAGGACAGGGGGAAAACUAUGAAAAAAAAAAAUAAUAAACAAUAUUUUGUUACUUCGCGGGCCGCCAAGUGGUUGCUGGCGGUCUGUAUGUUGUGCAGGCCACGAAAAAUUCAGGUUACGAACAGCAACUUCGAAUUUUUUGUCUCGGGUAACGAGCAGUGCCUCGGGUAACGAACGUUUUUGGUUAUGAACCGAGUUCUGGAACGAAUUAAGUUCGAAACCCGAGGUACCACUGUAUAUAUAUACCGUCCUGUGUUGGUUCCGAUCGUAUCUGACUAAUCGGGUGCAGUCAGUUAUUUCAAACGGCUUGACUUCGAAGAAAUCUAAUAUCGAAUUCGGAGUACCCCAGGGCUCGGUCCUAGGCCCAGUGCUUUUCACGAUGUACAUUCAGCCACUGGGCGCAGAGAUCAGGCAGUUUGACAUGUUGUAUCACAUGUACGCGGACGAUACACAACUUCAUCAAUCCGUGAUCCCUUCUCAGUUCCCUCAGCUGCUCAGUAUGACACAGAAGACAAUGGAGUCGGUUAAGCACUGGAUGACGAUAAACAAGCUCAAAUUAAAUGAUGAUAAGACUGAGCUGCUCCCCAUCGCGACCGCUCAGAAGCAAAAAUCUGCAAAUAACACUACAUCCAUUACUCUCUCAGGUGUGCGUAUUGAGUUAGCUCAAACAGUGCGGUACCUGGGUGUCUACCUAGAUGGAAGACUAACUUUUGAAAGUCAUAUUAACAUGCUAUGCAAGGCGAUUUUUCUAGAGCUGCGCAGGAUUAGUCACAUCAGGCCCUUCCUAACAAUUGAUGCAACAAAGAGGCUGAUGUCUGCAUUUGUGCUAUCACGCAUGGACUAUUGCAAUGCUCUUAUGGUGGGUCUUCCAGCUACGCUCCUGGAUAAAAUUCAAAUAGCACAGAAUAAUGCGGCUCGCAUUGUUCUCCGCAAACGCAAGUUUGACCAUGCAAAAACACUUCUGAGAGAGCUGCACUGGCUGCCAGUGCGUGCUCGCAUGGAGUACAAAAUCGCAACUUUGUGCUACCGCUGCUUACAUGACCUGGCGCCGUCCUAUCUGAAAGAGCUGCUGACGCCUUAUGUACCCACUAGAGAGCUCCGCUCAUCCGAUAGUGGCAAACUCUCGACACCACGUGUUUGCCUUGAGACUUACGGAAAGCGCACUUUCGCAUUUGCUGGUCCACCAAUUUGGAAUGCCCUUCCUGUCGAUCUCAGAAACAACCAGACACUGGAGUCCUUUAAAACCGAUUUAAAGACACAUCUAUUUCGCAAACACCUUCUGGGAUGAUUGUCAACAUUAUUUUCCAGUUAAUGCAUAAUGGCUGUGUUGCUUAUGGUUGAAAUGGCUAGAAAGACUUUGCCAUUGUAUGCUUGUACUUAGUUUUUGUCGUGUUGCGUUUGUUUUAAAUGUGGUAAACUAUAGAUUUGUUUUUUGUUGACUUUGUACCGCGCUUCGAGCCUUUGGGGAUGAAGCGUGUUUUUGAAAUGAACUUUAUUAUUAUUUUAUUAUAUAUAUAUAUAUAUAUAUAUAUAUAUUGUAACAUUUUAUACCCACAAACAGCAAGCCACAUUAAAGGCGUAAACUUUAUUUAAACAUUACAGUAUAUCUUGUUUUCACAGAUGUUCGGCCACAACACAGCUGUGGCUGGCGUCAACAUCGACAUCUACAACGAUCAGAUCACCGUACUCUUGGGACACAACGGCGCCGGCAAGACGACGUUUAUCUCCGUGAUCACAGGUGAAGACAUCAUUUGUCAAUCUCAUGAAGCCGAACAUUGUCCGAUUCUCUACUGUACCAUACGGUUUUGUAUUCUUGUGUUUUUUAUCUUAUGUCUGGAGCAGGAUGAAAUUAAAGUGGUUGUUAUUUUGAAGAGAAAAAAGUUGUAAUGCUUAAUAAUCAAAGGUACUAUUUAGGGUUAGGACGACGGGUUAGGGGUUAGGAGAAUUUAUUUGCAAUGUUUUUAUAAAUGGUUGACUGCCCUCCAUCGUUGCAAUUGUUAAGUUAAAAAUCUGUAAAAUAAAGCAUUAUUUUAUGAAUCGAUUUGUUGAAAUGUCACCGAAUGGAAUGUUUCGAUUCAGUCACGAUUUACGAGUUAGAGAGAUCCUUUUAUAAACGGUUAUAGAGCCGCAUGAAACAGUUCAUAUUAGGCUGAGGCUGGCCAUCUUCCACAGGGUUCAUCCCGCCCACAAGCGGCACGGCGAUCGUUAAUGGCUUCGACAUCAACGCGAACAUUUCCAAGGUCCGAGAGAACAUCGGACUCUGUCCGCAACACGACGUCUUGUUCCCCAAACUCACUGCCUACGAGCAUCUUGUUUUUUACUGUAAGGUGAGUUACAGAGCACGCUUCAUAAUACUUUCACGGUUGGCUGAAACGUAGUGAAAUGUCCAAUCCUAAUUGCAGUAAUGAUAAGUCGUUUUUCUUAAGUGGUGACAUCGGUAGUUAUGAAGGAUGUUGUGAAAUGUUUUUUUUAAAAAAUAGAUGUGUUCCAGAGAUUGUAUAGGGUGGAACAAACGCAGUUAGUGUAAUGGGAAAUGACAGGGUCUGAAGAUUCGGAUGAUCCAAGGAAAGUGUUUGGGAUGUGAAAAGUUUUAAUGAGAUGGUUUUUUGCUGUUUGUGUUCCGUCGGGAAUUCACCGAGACACAACUUAUACAUCUUUAGACAGAUGAUGGACGCAUCGCAAUGGGGCCCUGCGUGGGGGCGUACGGCACUGCUACUGAACGCCCAUUCAGAAAUGUGUCUGCUAUUAGAAAAAAAAAAGGAUAAAGCCCCGGAUGUCGAUUUUUUCCCCAGACUGUUCUCAGUGGUUCUUAUGUUGCUACCCUGCUUGUAAAUAGUCUAACUAACGAAUCAGAAUCAGCACGCAGGAUAAUCAAUGAAUCAACUCAUUUAUGUUACAGUUCAAUAUUUUGCUAUCUCUCUUAAUUAAUAAAAUUGGUACAAUAAAUGCGGGAUUCAAUAAAUUUGAAGCCUGCAAAUAGUAAUACAAGUUAGUGAAACCAGACAAAAUUUCUGGAAAGUGUGCAUAAGAUUCUGGCCAUUAUAACUUUUCGGCCACUGUGGCUCUCUAUUGGGCAAUUUUUUUAAUGGACAUUCUUAACAACUAUAGAACCAUCUAACUAUGAUGGGUGUCCAAAUAUUUUGUGUCAGCUUCGAGGCCAGUACAAAGCCGGCGUGGACAAGCAACUGCAGGACGCCCUCGACCAGGUUGGCCUAAGUGCUAAACGGACGUCAUUCCCACACCAACUGUCUGGCGGGCAGAGGCGGAAACUUUCAGUGGCGUGCGCCUUCAGUGGCAACAGCAAGGUAUUUACAGAGCAUAUUUAAGGGCUUUUAUCGUCAUCGCAGUGUUAGAUUUGUGGUGCACAUUGUAGUCUUACAUCGCCCCGACAAUGUUAGGAUAAUGGUGUACAUUGUAGUAUUACAUCGCCCCGACAGUGUUAUGAUAAUGGUGCACAUUGUAGUAUUACAUCGCCCCGACAGUGUUAUAUUUGUGGUGCACAUUGUAGUAUUACAUCGCCCCGACAGUGUUAGGAUAAUGGUGCACAUUGUAGUAUUACAUCGCCCCGACAAUGUUAGGAUAAUGGUGCACAUUGUAGUAUUACAUCGCUCCGACAGUGUUAGGAUAAUGGUGCACAUUGUAGUAUUACAUCGCCCCGACAAUGUUAGGAUAAUGGUGUACAUUGUAGUAUUACAUCGCCCCGACAGUGUUAGGAUAAUGGUGCACAUUGUAGUAUUACAUCACCCCGACAGUGUUAGGAUAAUGGUGCACAUUGUAGUAUUACAUUGCCCCGACAGUGUUAGGAUAAUGUUGCACAUUGUAGUAUUACAUCGCCCCGACAGUGUUAGGAUAAUGGUGUAGAUUGUAGUAUUACAUCGCUCCGACACUGUUAGAAUAAUGGUGCACAUUGUAGUAUUACAUCGCCCCGACAGUGUUAGGAUAAUGGUGCACAUUGUAGUAUUACAUCGCCCCGACAGUGUUAGAAUAAUGGUGCACAUUGUAGUAUUACAUCGCCCCGACAGUGUUAGGAUAAUGGUGCACAUUGUAGUAUUACAUCGCCCCGACAGUGUUUGAGUUUCAGUUUAAAAUGUCUAAAUAGUGGCAUUGAAUAAAGCCCGAUGGAAAUAAUUUUUUGCCCCAAAUUGUGGGCGAGUGAAACUAUAUAUAUAUAUUUUUUUUUAGAUCAUGCGAAUGUGAAUGUAUCCAGAAUUAAACACAGAACCUAAAUUGGGGCACAUGUUUAAGCACAAUCAGUCGGGUGUAUUCAUUUUGGAAGCACUAAUGGUACAAACAUGAUCACGGGGCACAGUAUUUAAAUAAAUCAUCAUUAAAUGUCAUAUCAAAAUAGACCAUCAUUAAAUGUCAUAUCAAAAUAAAACAUUAGAUGUCAUAUCUAAAUAAAACAUUAGAUGUCAUAUCUAAAUAAAACAUUAGAUGUCAUAUCUAAAUAAAACAUUAGAUGUCAUAUCUAAAUAAAACAUUAGAUGUCAUAUCUAAAUAAAACAUUAGAUGUCAUAUCUAAAUAAAACAUUAGAUGUCAUAUCUAAAUAAAACAUUAGAUGUCAUAUCUAAAUAAAACAUUAGAUGUCAUAUCUAAAUAAAACAUUAGAUGUCAUAUCUAAAUAAAGCAUCGUUAUCAACAUCGCACAGGUCAUUUUCUUGGACGAGCCAUCAACAGGACUAGACCCAAGCGCCAGACAGGACCUGUGGAAGUUCUUGAAAUCUAAACGAACCGGACACACCAUCCUGAUGACCACCCACUACAUGGACGAGGCCGACGCCAUUGGGGACCGUAUCGCCA
Messenger RNA from Lymnaea stagnalis (great pond snail), 10851 nucleotides. The record is from the annotation of a GenBank genome assembly. Lineage: Eukaryota; Metazoa; Mollusca; Gastropoda; Lymnaeidae.